Messenger RNA from Quercus lobata, 862 nucleotides. RefSeq lists its product as uncharacterized. Lineage: Eukaryota; Viridiplantae; Streptophyta; Magnoliopsida; Fagales; Fagaceae. Bases 195 to 716 code for a protein of 173 amino acids. The transcript has 3 exons. The record is from RefSeq and is a predicted model, not a curated record.
CUUCAUUUUCUUUAUAAUCUUUAUUUUACGUUUGUGGGCACGGCUUUGUGCCGUGCCGUCUUUGUGAGUUGUUACUUGUAACACAUCCUGUGUGUCUCAGAGAGAGAAUUUUUGGUGAAGAAACUACUUCAACUUCUUCUUUUUUCAUCAGUGUGAGACUGAGAGAGGAGAGGACUGGGAAGGGAGAGACAGAAAUGGAGAAAGCUCUGACAAAAGUUGGGAGCUUUUGGAUUUCCAAGAAAGCCAAGGCAGAGAUCUCCAACAUCACUGAAGACCUCUCUUCUCUUUCUAAUACUGUUGAAGAGAAGGCAAAAUGGGUGUUCAGCAAGCUGAAAGGUAAGCCAUCAAAAGCCUUGCCAGAUCUUCUCCGAGAGUACAACCUUCCUCCUGGUCUCUUCCCUCGAAACAUAACAUGUUAUGAAUUUGAUGAAUCAAGGUCCAAGCUCAUAGUGUAUUUGCCCUCUGCAUGUGAGGUGAGCUUCAAAGACUCAUCCAUUGUAAGGUAUGCCACUCGUGUUAAAGGGACAUUAUCAAGGGGAAAGCUCACUGGAAUAGAUGGAAUGAAGACAAAGGUUCUGGUGUGGGUCAAGGUUACCAGUGUGGCUGUCGAAAGCUACAAAUCUGAUAAAGUAUGGUUCACAGCUGGUGUGAAGAAAUCAAGGCCCAAAGAUGCCUAUGAAAUGACUCGUGAUGCUGUUAAAGUAGAAGAAUUUUGAGGCUCCUACUGUUUGUGAAUUUAAUCAUUUGAUAAACUCAUUUUUAUUCAUAUGUUAAUAGCUGGAGAAACAUGAAGAUUAAGUGGCAAUUUAUGUGGAAUUCUUUGGUAUUGGUUUUGUGACAUUGUCAAUCUUUCGGUUGUGUU